Oncorhynchus keta (chum salmon) is the source of this 1507-nucleotide messenger RNA. Its product is annotated as caldesmon-like. The record is from RefSeq and is a predicted model, not a curated record. Lineage: Eukaryota; Metazoa; Chordata; Actinopteri; Salmoniformes; Salmonidae. Bases 1 to 651 code for a protein of 216 amino acids. The transcript has 3 exons.
AUGAGGUCGAAGGAAUUAUCUGUGGAGCUCCGAGACAGGAUUGUGUCGAGGCACAGAUCUGGGGAAGGGUACCAAAGAAUUGCUGCAGCACUGAAGGUCCCCAAGAACACAGUGGCCUCCAUUAUUCUAAAAUGGAAGAAGUUUGGAACCACAAAGACUCUUCCUAGAGCUGGCCGCCCGGCCAAACAGGCAGUGAACGAGCCUUCCAUGUCUGAACCCAAGUCUAUGGAGUCCCCAGGUUCUGGCUGUGGUGUUCCAGACCAGAGAACCUCACAGCAGGGUCCAGAGAUGGUCUCAGUGAAGCUGGAGGACUGCAGUCAAACACUGGAACUCAAUGUGAUUGUCAAAGAGGAGCCAGAAGUCCUAGAGGAAGAGAUGGCUGUCAAAGAGGAGGAGGCGGAGGAGGAGAGAGCAGUCGGAGAGGAGGCGGAGAGAGCAAUCACAGAGGCGACGGAGGAAAGACCACUCAAAGAGGAGGUGGAGGAGAGCGGAGUCAACGACGAGGAGAGUCCAGUCAAAGAAGAGAACAGGGAUGGGUCUUCGCCAGAUCUAGAGGAAGAGGAAGUAGAUAGUAUCACUGAUCCAGGUAAGCAGGAGAUUCCACAACUGUUAUUGACAGCUCACUUCCCACAACUAUUAUUGUUAAAGUGAGCUCCGCUUCUAGACAGAGAUUGUGGUAGUGUAACAGUUUAGCAUUCGUCCGUCCCCUCGCCCCGACCUGGGCUCGAACCAGGGACCCUCGGCACACAUAGACAACAGUCACCCACGAAGCAUCAUUACAAAAGCCGCGUUCCUUGCAGAGCAAGGGGAACAACUACUUCAAGAGCUUUGGUCGGGCAGGAUCUCUGAAGACACAACAGCUAACUCACACAGAGGAGAAGCCUUACCACUGCUCUCAAUGUGGGAAGAGCUUUGGUCGGGCAGGAUCUCUGAAGAAACACCAGCGAACUCACACAGAGGAGAAGCCUUACCACUGCUCUCAAUGUGGGAAGAGCUUUGGUCGGGCAGGAUCUCUGAAGAAACACCAGCGAACUCACACCGGAGAGAAGCCUUACCACUGCUCUCAAUGUGGGAAGAGCUGCAGUCAGACAGCAGACCUAAAGAGGCACCAGCUAACGCACACCGGAGAGAAGCCUUACCACUGCUCUCGGUGUGGGAAGAGUUUUAGGUAUUUAACAACUCUGAAGAUGCACCAGAUGAGAAGCUUUUCCACUGCUGAUAGUGUGGGAAGAGUUUUAGGCAUUUAACAACUCUGAAGAUGCACCAGAUGAGAAGCCUUACCACUGCUCUCGGUGUGGGAAGAGUUUUAAAUGCAUAAAAUAACAUCAGAAGAUGUUGCCCAACACUGACCUUUAUAAUGGUGUUGCCAAGCUGGGCAUCUAACCAAUAUUGACUGAGUUGGUUUUUUUUCUUCUCCAACCUGAUGUACAUUGUCAUAUAAAAAAUGUACCAAAGCUUAUGAAAUAUGACACGAGGGUCACAUUUUAAAUUAAAGUGUCUAUUCCUC